This is a messenger RNA of Kockovaella imperatae, 1461 nucleotides long. RefSeq lists its product as hypothetical. The record is from RefSeq and is a predicted model, not a curated record. NCBI's taxonomy places the organism in Eukaryota, Fungi, Basidiomycota, Tremellomycetes, Tremellales, Cuniculitremaceae. The transcript is spliced from 3 exons. The coding region runs from base 1 to 1461 and encodes 486 amino acids.
AUGCUGGGGUCGACAAUACCCCUGGGGUUCAGAGCCAGCACAUCGACGCUGCGGUGUCUGACCACAGGCACGUGUCGCCGCUACGCCUCGAAGUCGGGGCGAAAGACAUCACAGCCAAAACCCAAUCCAGCGGGUAAAGCUUCGUCGAUCCCGUCCGGUCCGAAAUCAAACCAGAAACACCCAUCUACCAGCUCUGCGUCUCCGUCGAAGGCGCAAAAGUCGUCUCAACAGAGACCUUCGACGUCAACUUCCGGAACUCCUCAUCAAGAUCAUGCGAAGCUGAAGGCGGGCACCGCUACUUCUGCUGCUGCCAAGUUGAAAGUUCAACCUCCGAUAAACAAAUCUUCUUCUUCUUCGAAACCAGCGCAGAAGUCUCAGCCUGCUAAGGGCACAAGAACUGCUGUACUUGUCAAAGCUGCCACCAACCCACAGGAGAAUGAUAGGAGAUCGUCGGUAAUUGGAACGGCGACUGAGAACAAUGGAUCACCACCUCAGUAUGCCUCUCCCCUUCCCCCGCAAUCGCAAGAAGAACCAUCCAGUGUCAACACACCAUCCUCUGCUCCUCCUCCCAAGCUCAUCGCUCUGACACCAGCCAAACUGCCCCCGCCAAGCUUGAUACGGCCCUCCGGGCACGGCCUCUCAACGAGCAAUACUGGACUUGCGCCGUCUCUUCCAACUUUCCCUGCUGGAUAUCGUGACCCAUCUCUCCCUCGAAGGUUUCGACCUUCCACAGAGGACGAAUGGGGAUGGGAGGAGAUUAAGUCGGAUGAUCCAAACUAUAUCGUGCAGGAGAGAUUUGUGUACUGUCUACCAACCCUUUCAUCGGGAUAUGCGACUUACCAGAUCAUGGGGGGUUCGGCCUUUGUCUGCUUUACCUGUAUAGUUGCAUUCAUUCUUUACCAAACGGGAGAAGCACAACGGUAUGCUCAACCUCGAGAUCCAGAUUCGCUUAUGGGAAAACUCAUGGCUUUUCCCGUUUGGCUCAUGGGCACACCAGUCUUCUUACCCCUCGUCUUUACAUUCUUUGCUGGCGGUAUCGUGUGGCUAUAUAAAGGUCAUCUCAAGCCCGUCAAGAAGAUCAUCCAGACUCGAAACAGGCUGAGAAGACUCGCUAAAGAUGAGCGAGGCAAACCUUUACCUGGACAAGAGACCGUGACGACUUAUCUCGUACUGAGAAACGCUGAAGGUCUACCCAAAUGGUUCAGAUUCGUCUCGGGAAUUCAACCGUUUAGGGAGAUCAACGUCAAUGACAUACAGCUUUCGUGGUACAUUAAAUCUGACCGUCUUGUUCGCAUGGACAUCACUGGCGAGUCUCGGCGGCCUCUUUCUUUCAAUAACAAGAUUCUCAUUGGAUUCCAGAAACCCACUGAACCUCAGCUGAAGGCUGCUGAGAGGGAUAAUGAACCUGUUAUAGUGUCCGUUCAGAGGUUGGAAGCCGUCUUUGGUAGAGUGAGAGGAUAG